AUGGCAACCAUGGCAACUGCUGUUCGCGAUAUCCCAAUGGCCUCCGACCGAGACAACUUAACUGCUGUAGCGGCUCGGAGUGUCCCUGUGACACGAUCUCACCCUCUUCCCCUCCCGACUCCCCCGAACUCCAUAUCUCCUGCUCUUCCUCCUCACGGGCUGAAGGCCCAGUUGCAGAAGGCAAGGCUCGAGCCCAUCGACUCCGACCUGGAUCUCCAGGACGGCCACGAUGACGCCGCGCAGUUUGAUACUGCCGGCCAUCCGUCCGCCCUCGGCUCUCCUCCGUAUGAUUCGGCAGGCGCCAUCUCCCCGGCUAUGCUUGCCAAGUAUCAUUUGCCGGAGAUCUUGCUGAACCACGGUCCCUUGGCGAUCCGCCAUGUCAUGGGCUAUCUCACGACAUCCGUCCCUGGAUUCGCCGGCAUCCCUCCGGCGAAGGCGAGGCGGCUAGUAGUAGGAGCUUUGGAAGGACGAGGCAAUGGUGGUGAAGGCGGCGGAUUGGACGGUGACGUGGUGUUUGAGAAGGUGGGCUGGGGUCGAUGGGACGCCCGGCGACGAGGUCAACCUCCGCGUGAUGCGAGCGCUCAGCAAUCCGCAGCAAGUACCUCACCCUACAUGACGGGAAUCCCUAUCGCACAGGGUACAGGGCGAAAUGCAGAUCGGUCGCGCCUCGGUGUGUCGGGGUCUAGCGCAGGCGACUCAGCCGCGUUCUCCCACGAUGAUCGAGACAUCACGAUGCUGGAGAAUGAGGCAGACAAGAUGUCUAUGGACGGAUCUGCUUCUGCAUCCUGCUCUGAGGCACCCGAUGAUGAUGUAGUGAUGAAUGACGAUCCUGAGGAUGUUACCGACGAUGAAGACUGGGCCGCUAUGGGGGCAGCUGCUUUGCGUGCUGCAUCCUAUUCGAACGCAGUUCAGCCGAACCCCUCUUCUCGUGUAUAUAACGGCGGCAUGCGAUCAUUCUCGGGCAACACUGGAAUGACGCGUGCGCCGCAGUUCGGCAGUCUCAACCUGACGGCGUUGGGAGGCACUUCUGACGCACAGGAGCGUGAGGCUGUUGAGGCUCUUCUCCGUCUUGGUUCUGUAUAA
Messenger RNA from Phaeoacremonium minimum UCRPA7, 1083 nucleotides. RefSeq lists its product as hypothetical. The record is from RefSeq and is a predicted model, not a curated record. Gene Ontology annotation, biological process: positive regulation of transcription from RNA polymerase II promoter by glucose. NCBI's taxonomy places the organism in Eukaryota, Fungi, Ascomycota, Sordariomycetes, Togniniales, Togniniaceae. The transcript has a single exon. Gene Ontology annotation, cellular component: nucleus. Gene Ontology annotation, molecular function: sequence-specific DNA binding. Bases 1 to 1083 code for a protein of 360 amino acids.